This is a messenger RNA of Ophidiomyces ophidiicola, 1107 nucleotides long. RefSeq lists its product as uncharacterized. Lineage: Eukaryota; Fungi; Ascomycota; Eurotiomycetes; Onygenales; Onygenaceae. The record is from RefSeq and is a predicted model, not a curated record. Bases 1 to 1107 code for a protein of 368 amino acids. Gene Ontology annotation, biological process: positive regulation of mitochondrial translation. The transcript has 3 exons.
AUGGGGUUUAUUCCUCAAAAUCGGGGUCUGAACCUUCCGCAGCGGUUAAUGUCGCCAGCAGCAGUGGAGGCACAGCUCUCGAAGGAUGGGAGAAAAAGACCUCAACCACCCGAAGAUCUAUUGCCACAGUCCAAGGUGGUUACCGCCUAUGCAGUAGCCGAGCAAUUUGAUAUAUCAAAGGUGAUGGAAAUACUUCUAGCAAAGGGCUAUGAACCGGAUCCCUUCGACACUGGCCUAUAUCCGCAAGUCAUCCACGUACAAGUUCCACUUGACUCUAUUCGGCGAACUUCGAGCUUGGCUGCAUCGGAACUGCCGGCUGAUCAGGUGGGAGAUGUUUUUAUCUUUCCAUCUGGCACCGUAGUGUCAUGGUCACUACCAGAGGGCUUUACAUCCUAUCUUGCAAGCACAGUUCUGUUGCCAGCUGCCCAGAAUCCACAUCUGGAUGAUAUGGAAACAGAACAUUUGGAGUAUACGGAGGAUCUACAAAGAGAAAGUAGCACCGUGAAAGGUGAUAAGAUCAUUCUCGGGACGAAACCUCUCCUAGAAAACAGCCGAUACGAGUUGAAGCGCAACGACCAACAAUUGGUUGACACUGUUCUAACCAAGAUUGCUUUCUCAUCAGGAUUGGCCCGAAGCACGAAACUUGCUGUCCUGGAGAGUCUACUUUCCAAUUAUUUCGACUCAACACGGACCAUCCCCACUCUGCUUUCUAAAGGGACACGCCUGCCCUUCUCAAGAAGCUUUAUUCUCCGGAAAACAGGGCAGUUAUUGAGCAUACGAGCACACCUUAAUCUUUAUUCAGAGCUGACAGAUUCCCUCCCCGAUCUCUUCUGGGAUAGUAGGCAUGAGCUUGGCCUUGAGGGAAACUAUGAUCAGGUUGGAAGAGCUCUUGACAUUGGAAUCCGCAUUAAGAUACUUAACGAAAAAAUGGAUUAUGCACAGGAAAUUGCCAGCGUUCUGCGUGAGAGGCUGAGCGAGACGCAUGGCCUACGACUCGAGUGGACGAUAAUCCUCUUGAUUGCUGUGGAGGUAGGCUUCGAAGUCCUAAGACUGUGGAAAGAGAAGAAGCAGGAGGAUGUGGGCUAUAAAAAAGCACACUUGUCAUGA